Neurospora crassa OR74A is the source of this 2827-nucleotide messenger RNA. Its product is annotated as aminopeptidase P. NCBI's taxonomy places the organism in Eukaryota, Fungi, Ascomycota, Sordariomycetes, Sordariales, Sordariaceae. The coding region runs from base 243 to 2297 and encodes 684 amino acids. Gene Ontology annotation, molecular function: metalloaminopeptidase activity. The record is from RefSeq and is a predicted model, not a curated record. The transcript has 4 exons.
CGAUAACCCGUCCCGUCGUGUGACCAAAACGUUGCGACUGGACGUGCUGUGUAGAGAGGUACCCGUCCACCAACUACGCCCAAAGUAGAAGUCCCCAAACUUGACUCUUCCAUUCGUCCAAGUCAAGGUGAUAGCUUCUCGGUACUAGCUGCUAUCCUAUAAAACCACCGUCCCCCUCUGGUCCCGUCUGCGUGGCUGUCUCUCUUCCCUUGCGACGUUACGGGAACACUCCUCUCCUCUCCAUGCGGAGUUUUUGGUCCUUUCCCUCUUCUUGCCUGACAGCAGUUGCGUCUUCUGUCCCCCGACCAGCCAGCCGCUCCCAAGCCGCCAGGGUUCUACAUAAUCUGCCCAGGGCCUUGACUGCCUUCCCUCAGCCGUCACGUACGACCAGAGCAUUCUCUCUCACAUCAAGAUUAUUCCAACAUCUUAGAGCCGCUUCGGACGAAGAGACCAUGACUGUCAACACAACGGAUCGCUUGGCCGCUCUACGGUCUCUCAUGAAGGAGCGCAAUGUUGACAUCUAUGUUGUCCCCUCGGAAGACAGCCAUGCCUCCGAGUACAUUGCCGAAUGCGACGCCCGCCGUGCUUUCAUCUCGGGUUUCACUGGCUCGGCUGGAACGGCAGUCGUCACACUAGACAAGGCCGCCUUGGCCACGGAUGGUCGUUAUUUCAACCAGGCCUCCAAACAGUUGGAUGAGAACUGGCACCUGCUCAAGACCGGGCUCCAAGAUGUCCCCACCUGGCAAGAAUGGACAGCAGACGAAUCCGCUGGCGGAAAAUCUGUUGGCAUCGAUCCCACCCUGAUUUCCCCGGCGGUAGCCGACAAGCUCGAUGGCGAUAUCAAGAAGCACGGCGGCGCAGGCUUGAAGGCCAUCAACGAGAACCUGGUGGAUCUCGUAUGGGGAGAUAGUCGACCACCUCGUCCCAGCGAGCCGGUCUUCUUGCUUGGUGCCAAGUACUCAGGAAAGGGCACAGCAGAGAAGCUCACAAACCUGCGCAAGGAGCUCGAAAAGAAGAAGGCCGCUGCUUUCGUCGUAUCCAUGCUCGACGAAGUCGCAUGGCUUUUCAACUUGCGCGGCAACGAUAUCACAUACAACCCCGUCUUCUUCUCUUACGCCAUCGUUACAAAGGACAGCGCAACCUUGUACGUCGAUGAGUCAAAACUGAAUGACGAGGUCAAGCAAUAUUUGGCUGAGAACGGCACUGGGAUCAAGCCUUAUAACGACCUCUUCAAGGACACCGAGAUCCUUGCGAAUGCUGCCAAGAGUACUAGCGAGUCGGACAAGCCCACCAAGUACCUGGUUUCAAACAAAGCCUCAUGGGCUCUCAAGUUGGCGUUGGGCGGCGAAAAGCACGUGGACGAGGUCAGGAGUCCUAUUGGGGACGCAAAGGCCAUCAAGAACGAGACGGAACUUGAAGGCAUGAGGAGAUGUCACAUCCGUGAUGGCGCCGCCCUAAUCAAGUACUUUGCCUGGCUUGAGGAUCAGUUAAUCAACAAGAAGGCCAAGCUGGAUGAGGUGGAGGCCGCCGACCAACUGGAACAGUUCAGAAGCGAACAAGCCGACUUUGUUGGUCUUUCCUUCGAUACCAUUUCUUCCACCGGACCAAACGGCGCAAUCAUCCACUACAAGCCCGAAAGGGGCGCCUGCUCAGUGAUUGACCCUGAUGCCAUCUAUCUCUGCGACUCAGGCGCACAAUUUUGUGACGGAACAACGGAUGUCACGAGAACGCUGCACUUCGGCCAACCGACCGAUGCCGAGAGGAAGUCUUAUACUCUGGUUCUUAAAGGCAACAUUGCUCUGGACACUGCGGUAUUCCCCAAGGGAACUAGUGGUUUUGCGUUGGACGCCUUGGCCCGCCAAUUCCUCUGGAAAUACGGGCUAGACUACCGCCACGGAACCGGCCACGGAGUUGGAUCUUUCCUAAACGUCCAUGAAGGGCCCAUCGGCAUUGGUACUCGGAAGGCGUACAUCGAUGUUCCUCUGGCUCCUGGCAACGUGCUGUCCAUCGAGCCUGGUUACUAUGAGGAUGGCAACUACGGAAUCCGUAUUGAGAACCUGGCCAUUGUUCGUGAAGUAAAGACGGAGCACCAGUUUGGCGAUAAGCCGUAUCUGGGCUUCGAGCAUGUCACCAUGGUACCCUACUGCAGGAAGCUGAUUGAUGAGAGCUUGCUAACGCAGGAAGAGAAGGACUGGCUAAACAAGUCCAACGAGGAGAUUAGGAAGAAUAUGGCAGGCUACUUUGAUGGAGAUCAGCUCACGACGGAGUGGCUGCUGCGGGAAACGAGCCCGUUUUAGGUUGUUUUUGAAGCCGAGUUUCAAACCCGACCGUCCAGACGAUUUAGCUCAGAGCUUGGAAAUAUGUUGGGCGUUGGAGUAUUUUGGAUCCGCCCCUAAAAAUGAGACUUAACAGAACAUCCACAUCAAGUCUGCACUGGAUGUUUUUCAACUGGACGAGUGUGCCGAAGGAUCCCAGAACUGCCUUGCGCCAGGGCUGACCGGGAAUCUAGCGAUUUUUUUUUUUUUACAUGACCGCUGCUGCUAUAUGGCGCUUGGGCUGGUUUUUUUUUGGCACCCAUGGCGGCUCUCAUGUCUUUCAGAUGGCUAUCUGUUGUGGCACACAAGCCGGGUGGUCAACACGAAGCUGGUCAUUGGUCGUUCAAUGUAGCGAAAGGAGCGAGGAUAGUCAUGGAUGUUCAAAGUUGGAAAACCAGAACAGUCUCAAACAUUGGAUAUCUGAUAGUCUUUCAAAACGCCUAAAAUGACCAAUACAUAGACAGCGUAUCACCAUCCAUGUCUUGAUGCCGACUCUGCAAAAUUCUCCCCCG